Esox lucius (northern pike) is the source of this 1462-nucleotide messenger RNA. RefSeq names its product eukaryotic translation initiation factor 3, subunit I (gene eif3i). Gene Ontology annotation, biological process: cytoplasmic translational initiation. The transcript is spliced from 10 exons. NCBI's taxonomy places the organism in Eukaryota, Metazoa, Chordata, Actinopteri, Esociformes, Esocidae. Gene Ontology annotation, molecular function: translation initiation factor activity; protein binding; RNA binding. Gene Ontology annotation, cellular component: eukaryotic translation initiation factor 3 complex, eIF3m; cytoplasm. The coding region runs from base 122 to 1099 and encodes 325 amino acids. The record is from RefSeq and is a predicted model, not a curated record.
UACCGGAAGUACUUCUGUUCCUUUUCCGUCUUCGCCCCGGCGCCGAGCAGCACGAGUCCUCGUCCUAUUUCGUUUUUUUGACAAACAUAACGGAUUAAUUGACUCGAGUAUAGCUUCGGGGAUGAAACCCAUUCUACUCCAGGGCCAUGAGCGGUCCAUUACACAGAUCAAAUACAACCGAGAAGGAGACCUGCUCUUCACAGUGGCCAAAGACACGGUAGCUAACGUGUGGUACUCCGUGAACGGGGAGAGGCUCGGCACCUAUAAUGGACACACUGGAGCGGUGUGGUGUGUUGAUUGUGACUGGGACACAAAGAAUGUGUUAACUGGAUCGGCAGACAACAGCUGUAGACUGUGGGACUGUGAGACAGGCAAACAGCUUGCCAUGCUAAACACCAGUUCGGCUGUGAGGACCUGUGGCUUUGACUUCAGUGGCAACAUCAUCAUGUUCUCCACGGACAAACAGAUGGGCUACCAGUGUUACCUAAACUACUUUGACCUUCGGGACCCCCAGCAGAUUGAGGACAACCAGCCGUACUUGACUGUGCCGUGUGCGGAGUCUAAGAUCACCAGUGCCGUAUGGGGGCCCCUGGGGGAGUUCGUCAUCGCUGGCCAUGAGAAUGGAGAGAUCAACCAGUUCAGCGCCAAGUCCGGAGAGAUCCUGAAGAAAGUAAAGGAGCACUCCAAACAGAUCAAUGACAUCCAGACCUCCGUGGACCUGACCAUGGUCAUCACCGCCUCUAAAGACUGUUCCUCUAAGCUGUUUGACUCCACAACUCUGGAUCACAUCAAGACCUUCAAGACUGAGAGACCGGUCAACUCGGCCGCCAUCUCGCCCAUCAUGGACCAUGUGGUGAUGGGAGGAGGUCAGGAAGCCAUGGAGGUCACCACCACCUCCACCAGGAUCGGCAAGUUUGAGGCCAGGUUCUUCCAUGCAGCCUACGAAGAGGAGUUUGGCAGGGUCAAGGGUCACUUCGGACCUAUCAACUGUGUGGCAUUCCAUCCCGAUGGCAAAAGUUAUUCCAGUGGAGGAGAAGAUGGCUACACCAGAAUCCACUACUUCGACCCGCAGUACUUUGACUUUGAAUUGGAGGCAUAAAACAGACUCAUACUCAACAUUCUCCAACAUCGAGUCCAACAUCGAGUCAGCUGGAAUGAGCACCACCCACAGGCCGGCGACACAUUGAGGAUUGAGACCGCUAUAUACUUAGGCUUGUGGAUUAACACCCGGGUGCAUCUCAAUAGUCUUUUCACUGUCUCCUUUUACCAGGAACCUUCCACUUGUUCAGUGGUUGUGUAUUGGAUUAGGGUGGGGGGGGAGAAGGGUUAAGGAAGUGACUUAAGGACAAUUGAGAUCCCCUUAGUGACAUAUGUACUAUUGACUGGCCUUUGACAGUAUAACAACAUUUCCACUUCGUACACAUUGUAUUUAAAUUCCUUAAAAUAAAUGGAAUUUAAACUA